CAGGGACACGCGUGGCGUGGCCGCCUCGGACAGACGGCGUGGCUCAGGAGGAGCGCCUCUUCGGACCCGGGCCUGGCUGGAGCGGGCUCCCCGAGCUGUCCUCGAUGCCUUCGGCCCUGGCCAUCUUCACUUGCCGGCCCAACUCGCACCCGUUCCAGGAGCGCCAUGUCUACCUGGACGAGCCCAUCAAGAUCGGGCGCUCGGUGGCUCGCUGUCGGCCCGCGCAGAACAACGCCACCUUCGACUGCAAGGUGCUGUCCAGGAACCACGCGCUCGUCUGGUUUGACCACAAGACGGGCAAGUUUUAUCUUCAAGACACUAAAAGUAGUAACGGUACCUUUAUAAAUAGCCAGAGAUUGAGUCGAGGAUCUGAAGAAAGUCCACCAUGUGAAAUUCUUUCUGGUGACAUUAUCCAGUUUGGUGUAGAUGUGACCGAAAACACACGGAAAGUUACCCAUGGAUGUAUUGUUUCCACAAUAAAACUUUUCCUACCAGAUGGGAUGGAAGCUCGACUACGGUCAGAUGUCAUCCAUGCUCCAUUACCAAGUCCUGUUGACAAAGUUGCUGCUAACACUCCAAGUAUGUACUCUCAGGAACUGUUCCAACUUUCACAGUAUCUACAGGAAGCCUUACAUCGGGAGCAGAUGUUGGAACAGAAGCUAGCCACUCUUCAGAGGUUAUUGGCCAUCACACAAGAGGCUUCUGAUACUAGUUGGCAGGCUUUAAUAGAUGAAGAUAGACUGUUAUCACGGUUAGAAGUUAUGGGAAACCAGUUACAAGUAUGUUCUAAAAAUCAGACAGAAGAUAGUUUAAGGAAAGAACUUGUAGCAUUACAGGAAGAUAAACACAACUAUGAGACGACAGCCAAAGAGUCCCUGAGGCGGGUCCUUCAGGAGAAAAUUGAAGUGGUCAGAAAACUCUCAGAAGUUGAGCGAAGUCUGAGUAAUACUGAAGAUGAAUGUACCCACCUGAAAGAAAUGAAUGAAAGGACUCAGGAAGAAUUAAGAGAAUUGGCUAAUAAAUAUAAUGGAGCCGUUAAUGAGAUUAAAGAUCUCUCUGACAAACUAAAGGCGGCUGAAGGAAGACAAGAAGAAAUCCAACAAAAGGGACAAGCAGAAAAAAAAGAAUUGCAACAUAAAAUUGAUGAAAUGGAAGAAAAAGAGCAGGAACUUCAAGCCAAAAUCGAAGCCUUGCAAGCUGACAAUGACUUCACCAAUGAACGGCUAAUGGCCCUGCAGGGCAUACAAGUUGAGGACCUCUUACCUAAAAUUAAUGGGAGCACAGAAAAAGACAAGCUCAUAGACGAAGGGCAUCUAACCAAAGUGGUCGAAGAAACAAAGCUUUCAAAAGAGAAUCAAGCGAAGGAAAAGGAGUGUGAUUUGUCUGAUACUCUUAGCCCGAGUAAGGAAAAGAGCAGUGACGACACCACAGACGCCCAGAUGGAUGACCAAGAUCUAAAUGAACCUCUUGCUAAAGUUUCUCUACUAAAAGAUGAAUUGCAGGGGGCCCAGUCUGAAACUGAGACAAAGCAAGACAUUCAGCAUCUUCACAAGGAGUUGAUUGAAGCUCAAGAGCUAGCUAGAUCGAGUAAACAAAAAUGCUCUGAACUUCAAGCUCUUUUGGAAGAAGAAAGAAAAGCCUAUCGAAUGCAGGUUGAGGAGUCUACAAAGCAAAUACAAGUUCUCCAAGCCCAGUUGCAGAAAUUACAUACCGAUAUGGAGAACCUUCGGGAAGAAAAGGAAAGUGAAAUCACGAGCACAAAGCACGAUUUGCUCAGUGCCCAGGAUGAAAUUCUGCUGCUUCAGCAAGUAGCAGACAAGGCUGCCUCAGAGCGGGACAUUGACAUCGCUUCCUUGCAAGUCGAGCUUCAGAAGGUUCGGGAGGAACUGGAGCGGUGGCGGAAGACAGCCUCCGAGUACGAGCAGGAGAUCCUCAGCUUGCAGUCCAGUUUUCAGCUCCGCUGCCAGCAGUGCGAAGACCAGCAGAAAGAGGAGUCCUCCAGGCUGCAAGGUGAGCUGGAGAAGUUGAGAAAAGACUGGAGUAUAUUAGAAGCAGAAUGUCAUUCUCUGAAAAAGGAAAAUGUUUCACUUUCAUCAGAACUUCAGCGACAGGAAAAAGAAUUGCAUAGCUCUCAAAAGCAGAGCUUGGAGCUCAGCAGUAACGUGAGUGUGCUGGAGAAGACCCGGAGAGAGCUGGAGAGCCAGGUGGGGUCCAUGCAGGAGCAGCACCAUCGGGACUCUGCCAGCUGGAAGACGCUGCUCAGUAAGGCUGAGAGCGAAGCCAGGGAGGUGCAGAAAGAGUAUGAAAGGACACAGUCUCAACUCUCCGAGCUGGAGGUGAAGUUUGAAAGGACCGAGCAGGAAAAACAAUCCAUCACCAAUGAGCUCAGACAAUGUCAAGACAGCCUGAAGCAGCUACAAGAAAAAGGAAACAAUAGACACUGGCCUUGGAUGCCCAUGUUGGCAGCUCUGGUAGCUGUGACAGCCGUAGUGUUGUAUGUACCAGGCCUAACCAGAGCUUCGCCAUGAGAACUUUGGUUGGUUCCGUACCCUGCCCUCCUCUUAGAAGCUGGCGGGGAGAACAGAUCCAUUUUCUUCCUUUUUACCUCUUAAUACAACAAAAGUGCAAGAAAAGGACAGUCGGGUCAUUGCUUUAAAUUGUAUAAAAUGUAUCUGUCUAUAAAGAGGGAAUAAAAUUGUGACUUUAUUCUACUGUAAGCAAUAAUUUGCUUGCAAUUUUUCAUGUAAUUUUUUUAAUUAGUAUGUUGAGAUUCUAAAUAUUAUGGUGGCCUAAAGUAGGCUUCUUGGUACCAAAUUAUUUAUAACAUUUAGGUCUAUGGCUAUUUUACUCUAGAUGCUGAUUGCCAGAUAAUUCAUUUUCUGAUUGGACACCCAAACCAGACAACUGAUAAAUACAUGGGAAAAGAGGCACUGUGUGCUCAGUGCCGAUCAUUUUGAAAUAAAUAUAUGCACAUAUAUUUUUUUUACAUAUUGACACCAUUUUUACUUGCUAUAAACCACUGAGCUAUUGGGAACAAGACUUAGAGACAACUUCUACUUCCAUAGAUUUUUCAAGGAAAAGACACAUUUGGAAAAGGUUCUUCUGUUUUAGCAGUGACUUGAGAAAUAUACAUGCUUUUGUGCAGCCUUAAAGUGACUUGAAGAUGUGGAUGGCAUCAACCUGGAAAAACUUUGUAAUGGUGUGUGUAUUUUCUUGAGUGAACUGAAGUAUUUCUGGGAGCAAAAAGUUAACCAUUUCACAACUACAGCAACAAGUAAACCAAACUAUUCAAUUGGAAUGUAAUUUAUUCAACUUUAUGCAUUCAAAGUAAAGAGAUCUUUACUUUUCAUCUACAACAUUUUAGGAAGCAUGGUUUUUUUUUUUUUUCCUCCUCACUUAUUCUUCCAAACAUUGCUUUAAAAAAAGAAAAAUGUGUCUUCUUUAGAUAAACUUUUAUUGACUUAACUUUGUUAUGAGAGUUUGGAGUGCAUCUAUAGCUAAUCGAUCUACUGGACGAGGUGAAUUUCUAUAAACCCAGGGAAUCUUAAGGUUAGGGAUGCAAAUGGCUUUUUUUUUUUUUUUUUUUUUUUUUUUUGUCUUUUUUUUUUUUUUAAACUGAGUAGUUUUGUUCAUGAGAAGCACUACUUCAGUUGGGAUCUUAUCAGUUAAACGCCCAAGCUACGAAGUGAGCUCGACGGUUAUGUCAAUAAAGUUUACUGAAGUCUCUCUAUUAUACUGAAGUAUUAACGGAGUGAAGGUUUUUUAGAAAAUGGAAAUGAGAAAAAUCUCACAGAAUUUGGCUUGGAUUCUCCAUGGCAAUCUACAGGUCUCGCCAAAUACUUAAAUAGGAGUUUAGCAUAUAAUUUGCCUUGUGAGGUUUUGGGGGUCAUUGUUUAUAUGUUAAAGGUUAUAUUUUAAGCUAUUGGGGAUUUGCUGUUGGGAGAACCAUUAGAUUUAUGGAAGAAUUAGUCCGCUGAUGACUUGUAGGAAAUAUCACCUUGUUCAUUUCACCAUUUUUCUGUUGCAGGAAGCUAUUCCCCCACAGAAUGCUCAUAUGCCAGUGGUACUCUGUACCUCUUGUAUAUAGGUUAUUGCAAAUAUUGUUCUGAAAUGCUUAACUUCAGAAUUACAUUUUUUAAAGUAAAUAAUUGUUUUAAAUCUAUUUUGUAAAGAUAUAAAGUACAAUAGAAUUUCUGGAAUACAGAUUAAACUAUUUGCACUAACACACGUGAUGUGCAUGAUUUAAUAAAAUAACUUUACUCUCCCUA
Molecule: messenger RNA, 4268 nt
Organism: Antechinus flavipes (yellow-footed antechinus)
Lineage: Eukaryota; Metazoa; Chordata; Mammalia; Dasyuromorphia; Dasyuridae
Gene: SLMAP
Product: sarcolemma associated protein
Exons: 21
Coding region: 105-2528 (807 amino acids)
Biological process (GO): acrosome assembly; regulation of voltage-gated sodium channel activity; protein localization to plasma membrane
Cellular component (GO): acrosomal membrane
Molecular function (GO): protein binding
Source: RefSeq, a predicted model, not a curated record